Messenger RNA from Talaromyces atroroseus, 2403 nucleotides. RefSeq names its product AdoMet-dependent rRNA methyltransferase spb1. NCBI's taxonomy places the organism in Eukaryota, Fungi, Ascomycota, Eurotiomycetes, Eurotiales, Trichocomaceae. Gene Ontology annotation, biological process: maturation of 5.8S rRNA from tricistronic rRNA transcript (SSU-rRNA, 5.8S rRNA, LSU-rRNA); rRNA methylation; maturation of LSU-rRNA from tricistronic rRNA transcript (SSU-rRNA, 5.8S rRNA, LSU-rRNA). Bases 1 to 2403 code for a protein of 800 amino acids. The transcript is spliced from 4 exons. Gene Ontology annotation, cellular component: nucleolus; preribosome, large subunit precursor; nucleus. Gene Ontology annotation, molecular function: rRNA (uridine-2'-O-ribose)-methyltransferase activity; rRNA (guanine) methyltransferase activity. The record is from RefSeq and is a predicted model, not a curated record.
AUGGCUAUCCAGAAAAAGCAUGGCAAAGGCCGUUUAGAUAAAUGGUAUAAACUCGCCAAAGAAAAAGGAUACCGAGCGCGUGCUGCCUUCAAGUUAAUUCAACUGAAUAAAAAGUACGGCUUUCUUGAGAAGAGCAGAGUUCUUCUUGAUCUGUGUGCAGCUCCGGGAUCAUGGUGUCAAGUUGCCGCUGAAUGUAUGCCAGCUGGCAGUCUCAUCGUUGGUGUCGAUCUCGCCCCAAUCAAGCCUAUUCCUCGCGUCAUCAGUUUCCAGAGCGACAUUACCACGGACAAAUGUCGUGCGACCCUACGUUCCCAUGUCAAGCAUUUGAAAGCAGAUACAGUUCUUCACGAUGGUGCACCAAACGUUGGUACAGCAUGGGUGCAGGAUGCUUUCUCCCAAGCUGAAUUGGUCUUACAAUCAAUGAAAUUGGCCACUGAAUUCCUAAAAGAAGGGGGUACCUUUGUUACCAAAGUCUUCCGUUCCAAGGAUUACAAUCCUUUACUGUGGGUUUUCAAGCAGCUCUUCACCUCUGUUGAAGCCACGAAACCUCCGUCUUCUAGAAAUGUUUCUGCCGAAAUCUUCGUCGUUUGCCGCGGCUUCAAGGCACCUAAACGCCUAGAUCCUAAAUUUUUGGAUCCUCGACAUGUGUUUGCGGAACUGGCUGACCCAACCCCUAAUAAUGAGGCAAAGGUAUUCAAUCCUGAAAAGAAGAAGCGCAAGAGAGAAGGUUAUGAGGAAGGCGAUUACACCCAGCACAAAGAGAUAUCCGUCACAGAAUUCAUCAAUACCACCGAUCCGAUUGCGAUUUUGGGCACCUAUCAUACCUUGAGUUUUCAGCAGUCUCCCAGUGGAGACUUGGCCUUGGCCACUCUAGAGAGACUGGAUGAGACUACUGAUGAAAUUCGCAAAUGCUGUGAGGAUUUGCGAGUUCUUGGUAAAAAGGAAUUUCGAAACUUGUUGAAGUGGCGAUUGAAGGUUCGGGAGAAGUUUGGUCUUCUCGUCAAGAAAAGAAAGCCCCAGGAAGAGAGCGAAGAAGUCGCAGAAGUUGCACCCAUGGAUGAUGAAUUGGCUAUUCAGGAGGAGCUGCAACGUCUUCGCGACAAUGAAAGUGCGCAAAGGAAGAAAGAGAGGCGUAAAGAGAAUGAGAGGAAACGCAAAGAGAUAGUACGAAUGCAGAUGCAUAUGAUCACACCUACAGAUAUCGGAAUGGAACAGGUAGGCAUCGGCGGGACAGAUGCCAUGUUUGGAAUAAAAGCCGUGAAUCGUGAAAAUGCUGCGGAUCGAAUUGCCUCGGGCAAAAUGGUUGAUGUACAAAGUGAAGAAGAGUCCGAAAGUUCCUCGGACGAGGAGGAGUCUGACGAAGAAGAAGACCGGCUAGAACGCGAGCUUGACUCAUGGUACGAGACAUAUCAGGACCAAAAGCAAGCUCGAGAUUCAAAAUUGCGUGCAAAGAAAGCACGUAAAGACUACGAAGCUGAGGAGUGGGAAGGCUUUUCAGAUAAAAGCGAUAAGGACGACUCCGAUGAUGAGGAUACGAAUCUCGAUGUCCCGUCUACAAAUCUACCGCAGGCAAGUAAUUUGUCCAACAAGGCGGCUUUGUUCUUUGAUCAGGACGUGUUUGAAGGACUGGAAGAUCUCGAUGAUAUUGAAGAUGAAGAUAGUGCUAUUGAUCUAGAAGAGAAAACGGCGCAUUCUUCGAAUGAGGUCUCUGCCAAGAAGUCUGUUGCGGAUUCGAGGUCUAUUGAAGUAUCGGCAACUGAAGACCAGCAGGCCGACGGUUGGGAAUCUUCAGAUGAAGAAACAGCCAAGCCAGACGAUCCCCGGACAAAGGAUGGCCAUCUAGACAUUGAUAUCAUUACUGCGGAGGCGAUGGCUCUUGCGCAACAGUUGGCUACGGGAGAGAAGACAACGCAAGAUGUAGCUGACGAUGGAUUCAACAAAUUUGCUUUCCGAGAUACCGACGGCCUCCCGGAUUGGUUUUUGGAUGACGAAUCCAAACAUAGCCGCCCACAUCGCCCUAUUACGAAAGCCGCAGCUGCAGCUAUCCAAGAGAAGCUGCGAGCGAUCAAUGCUCGCCCUAUCAAGAAAGUUCGCGAGGCCAAGGCACGAAAGAAGUUCAAGGCUGCCCAGAAACUCGAGAAGCUGCGCAAGAAAUCUGCUCUACUUGCCGAGGAUGAAAGCGUGAGUGAGAAGGACAAGGCAGAAGCUAUCUCGAAACUCAUGAGCAAGGCAGCGAAGAAGAAGCCCAAGCAGAAAGUCAAGCUUGUCGUCGCUAAAGGUGCCAAUAGAGGUAUCUCUGGCCGUCCUCGCGGGGUCAAGGGCAAGUACAAGAUUGUGGACUCGCGAAUGAAGAAGGAUAUUCGGGCUCAAAAGAGAGUGGCCAAACAGCAGAAGGGACGCUGA